This is a messenger RNA of Entrophospora candida, 228 nucleotides long. NCBI's taxonomy places the organism in Eukaryota, Fungi, Glomeromycota, Glomeromycetes, Entrophosporales, Entrophosporaceae. The record is from the annotation of a GenBank genome assembly.
AUGUCUCCUAAAAAUCCUGGUCCAUGUGUUAUUGAAGGUUGUGGAUCCCAGGGUCCAUUUAGAAAAUUCACUGAAAAUGCCAAAAAUAAUUCUAUAAUAUAUAAAACACAUGAAACUUAUAAUUACCUUCAAAUUAAUGAUCAAUUAUGUCAAUCACAUUAUUUAUUAAUUGUAGAGCCAUAUAGAGGAAGAGAUGCUGGUAAAAAACGAAGAUCAGAAGAACUUGAU